CAUGGUUGGGCUGUACUUUAAUAAACGUCGUGCACUAGCUACAGGUAUAGCUAUGUGUGGAUCGGGAAUUGGAGGAUUCAUUUUUUCACCACUAUCAGAAUUCUUAAUAGAGUUAUACGGUUGGAAAGGUACAUCGUUAAUAAUGUCUGGUAUACUAUUAAAUGGUGUCAUCUUUGGCGGAAUGCUUAGACCAUUAAAGAUUCAAGUUGAAACUUACGAAAAUGACGAAAAGAAUUCUGAAAUAGAAACGUUUAUAAAACCAUCUAAUGGAAAUCAGAAAGAUAAAGGAAUAUUCAAUAGUGUACAAUGUUUAAAGAAGCCAAAAAUGAAAGAAAGUGAAAAUACAUACAAAAGUAUGGAUGACAUACAGUCGAUUAAGCCGAGUUUUAAAUCCUUUAGUGGCAGUAUUGAAAAGCUUGUGAGCAGAGAACAAAAGGAAAAGCUAAAUGAUGAAUUAGACAAUGAAAAAGAUACUCCAGAGAAAGAAGGCAGUAAUCGUUUUAAAUUCUUUAUUAGAAAUCACAUAGACUUUUCUUUGCUAUUGGAUCCAGCGUUUGAAUUAUACGGGUUAUGCUGCUUCCUGUGUAUGAUAGGAUUUUUCAUUCCGUUCACGUGCAGUGUUGAUGAUGCUAUUACGAAAGGAAUAACAAAAUCGGAUGCUUCUUUACUUAUAUCAGUCAUUGGUAUCUCAAAUGUGGUUAGUAGAAUAACUAGCGGUUGGCUUUCUGAUCAGAUUUGGGUCGAUUGUUUAACAAUUAACGUAAUAGCAUUAAUUAUCGGUGGAGUUGCUACAAUGUUGAUACCGAUAAGUCAUUCGUUUUGGUCUCUUAGCAUAUGUUCUGCAUUAUUUGGCAUGGGUAUAGCUGUUUUCGUAUCUUCGAGAUCUGUGAUUAUGGUAGAAUUGCUCGGUCUUGAUAAGCUAACAAGUGCCUUUGGUUUCGUAACAAUGUUCCAGGGGAUAAGUUCCUUCUUCGGUGCUCCAAUUGCUGGAUCACUCUUCGAUUCAAAUGGAAACUAUACGGCAUCAUUUAUUUUGGCUGGUGCAACUCUUGUUUCGGCUGGAAUAUUUUGCAUUCCUCUUCGAAAAUUAUCUGAACUAUCCAAGAAGAAGAUAAAAGUAACAUCGGAAUAUGACAUAGGAAUACCUCCGUCGAAAACAGAACCUUAUAUGUCAUGUUGA
Molecule: messenger RNA, 1180 nt
Organism: Dimorphilus gyrociliatus
Lineage: Eukaryota; Metazoa; Annelida; Polychaeta; Dinophilidae
Source: the annotation of a GenBank genome assembly